GGGGCUGCACCAAGAACUCAGCCAUGACAACACGUCUCGUGUGAAGGAAUAUCGCAAUUCAAGUCUCCCGGAUCGCGCGCCUUCUUCGCGGGUCCCUACUGCCUCUUCUCCUACUCUCCUCUUUCAUCCCCACUCUCCCGCAAAUAUGGCCAGCUCUGUAGCCGCAUCUGCAACACCGCCACCCACCGGGCAUACCAAACAAUAUGUCUUCGUCGAUGAAUAUAAUCGACACAAAAGACUCAAGGUUAUGCGCGCCUGCGACGGCUGUCGCAAACGCAAGAUCCGUUGUGACGGCGCCCCGCAAAAUGGUCCCUGGCCGUGUGGGUCCUGUGUGCGACUGAAGCUGAAGUGCGUCCCGCCUACCCUGGAUCAAGACGAAGAGCCUCCAACGCCGGACAGCUUGACCAGCAAUCACCAAUUCUCCUUUCAAAACAUUACGUUCCCCGUCACGAGCCAUGCAUCGACGCCGAAAUCUCAACACAGCUUCCAUUCCGACCGUCCAGAUCUGGUGCAGGAAUGGGCAUCGGGCUUGCCGCCACCGAGAUCGAUGAACGUGCCUGGUCCGACAUCAAAUCCUCUUUCGCCCUUGGAGUUCGAUGCAGCAGCGUAUGUUUCGCAGGCAUACGCGCAGCAGGUUGCGCCGCACUCUGCUCCGGUAUUUUCCGAUGAUGAUUUCUACAACUCGCCGCCCCGUUCUUCCAAUUUCACGCAAGCACGCCAGGUGCCACCGUUGAUGCGAUCAGACACGGCGGUCUCCGUCAGCUCCGCCGGCGAUCCCCAGGAGAUUGACGCGGGCGUUCGCGAACUGACCGGUCACAUGGGCGAGUUCCGAAUAGACAUCACCUCCGAGGCGCCCUACAUUUCUUAUCAAAAGAAAGCACUUGCAGAUGCGCCGGCCGUCGAAGAAACCGAUGUGGAAUUGCCGGCUUCCGUGACGAGCGAUAGCACCGUGCGCAUACCUCCUGAAAUGAUGCCCUCUGACGAGCGGGCUCUGGACUAUUUCGGCUAUUACUUUGAAUAUGUACAUCCGUACAUCCCAGUCCUGGAUCGGGCUCAAUUUUAUCACCAAUGGCAGAACGAUCGAGAUGCUAUUUCCCCUCUGCUGUUGGAAGGUAUUUUUGCCUGCGUUGCUCGCUUCUUGGAAGAGCCAAUGGUCGCGAAGCGAUGGCUGGCUCUAGCAUCUCGUCAUGAAGAAAGCUUCAAAGAUGUCUCUCGUCUCAGCACACUCCAAGCCACCAUUCUCUUAACCAAAGCAAGGGAGUCAUUGUCAAAACGAGGAUAUUACUGGCGUUCCUGGAUGGCAGUCAAGUAUAUGUAUUCCAUGUCUGUGGAACUCGGACUCGAAGAUCAUUACGGUCUUCAUCGCACUGGAAACUCUUGUUCCCUCAGCCGGUCCGAUUGCUUGGUCCACACGCGUAUCUGGCAGUCACUUUUCGUUUUGGAAAUGCUAGUCGGCGCCCCGAUGGGCAGAAGCGACUUUGCCGUCGACCCGGAAACGGUGCAAUUGACCCUGCCAACAGCCAUGUCCAACGACGAUCGAUUUGAAUUUGAAAGUACACGACGAUGUACCUUCCUCGCCCAGGCGGUACAUCAGAUCAAGAUAUCAAACGCCUUGUUCCAGAAAAUGAAGCGUCUGAAAAAGGACUGGGCGCUCGAUGACGAAUUCGUAAGACACAAUGCCGACUUACCAGAGUGGCUUAAGAGUCUCCCGAUUGAUAUGCAGAUCCACUACUCUGAUGAUGGACGCGCCCCGUGGAUCGGAAGCGAUCAUUUCGUGGCAUAUCUCCACACAUACUUUCAUCUGGUGAUCAUCAUGCAUCAUCGGCCACAACUCCAGGCGAUGCUGGAGCGACGAGACCCUGCUUGGAAGAUUCACCUCGAAAUCUGCCUCAACUCCGCCAUGCUGAUGUGUCGAAUCCAAGAAGCGCUUCAUCGCGACUUUGGUUUCCACGGAUUGCAGUUCAUGCAGCGCGGUAUCAAUUUCACAAUCUAUUGUGUUCUGACAUGUACCAUGUUGCACCUCGCUGCAAUCACGUCUCCAGAUCCUGUUCUCAACAGUCAGGCCCGGCUCUAUUUCGCACGGCAUAUGCGUGUGGUAGAACAUUGUCUUCCAUAUUCCAGUCCUGAAAUGCAGGUUCAGAUCAACGCUUUACGUGAAGCUUUCAGUGCAGACACCUCACAGGCGUUCGAAUUGAAAGCGACCCUGGGCCUCCGCAGUCCUCCUCCCUCUGAAAGCCAUCCGACACCACCGAGCACCAACUCGGGUCCAACAGGGCUUCCAAUGUUCGCAACACCCAUCUGGUCUACCGGACAAGACUCAUCCAUCGCACGAGCCAUGACACCCACGAGCGAAUACGGCACCACCUUCGACGCUGUGCUAGGAGGCCACCAGCCCGUCACAAGCCAAGCACACACAACAGCCUACAACCUGACCAACUACGACCUCCCGCCGCGGACCACCUCCUACCCAGCAGCACAGGGCCUAUCUCUCGCCACGUCCUUCCCAGUGGCCACGCGGUACAAUCUCGACGACGUGAGCAGCAACGACGGCGCCUCCCCCGUCUGGGAUCCCUCGGGUAUCUUCGACUCCUGGAACACUGCCUUCGGCGGCGCACCCGCUCAGCCGUCGACUCCCCAAGUCUCGGACUACCGUCACAUGACACCCACCACGCCCUCCGUCAGCGGCGUCCCACAUUCGCCCACGGCGAUUUACAGUUCACAGCCUCCCAUCCCCUUGGAUAUCGGAAACGGGCCCCUCCCACCACAGCCGAACCUCCCGGUCGCCGUCGCCCCGGCCGUCACGCCCGUCAUGUGGCAGGACGCUUUCACUAGCGCCUUCGUCUCGGGCCACGGACAGAAGCGGUACCGUGAGGCCAGCGUGGGCGAUCAUUCCGCGGCGUUCAUGCCGCAGUACAACGCGGCGAGUAAACGUCGCGCGUGAGAGCGGGGUCUCCCACCCGUCGCCUUUUUCCCCCAUCGAUCUUUUCUGCUUGUCCCCACAGUUGGCUGCGGACAAUGACUUGGAAAUCAAAAGUUGGACUAAUUCCCAUUUCUUGCUUUUACGAGCCGGCGGGUUCCUUCUCGUGAAAGCUGGAAAAGAGAUCCUCGAUCUCUCAUAUAGAUCAGCGGAAACGAUAAUUUAACAAUCUCUUCUUUGCAUUGCACGUAUUGAUGAUUUCUACACGCUGCUGGUGAGCGGUGGUGACGACCUGUGGUAAGCUUGCGUUUGCUCUACAGCGCCCGUAAUUUGCAGGUUCACG
Messenger RNA from Dissoconium aciculare CBS 342.82, 3260 nucleotides. RefSeq lists its product as uncharacterized. The transcript has 2 exons. Lineage: Eukaryota; Fungi; Ascomycota; Dothideomycetes; Mycosphaerellales; Dissoconiaceae. Gene Ontology annotation, molecular function: zinc ion binding; DNA binding; DNA-binding transcription factor activity, RNA polymerase II-specific. Gene Ontology annotation, biological process: regulation of DNA-templated transcription; DNA-templated transcription. The record is from RefSeq and is a predicted model, not a curated record. The coding region runs from base 146 to 2941 and encodes 931 amino acids.